Messenger RNA from Colletotrichum fioriniae, 759 nucleotides. Lineage: Eukaryota; Fungi; Ascomycota; Sordariomycetes; Glomerellales; Glomerellaceae. The record is from RefSeq and is a predicted model, not a curated record.
AUGGCAAUCAACGGAUGGAACUUUGUCGUGCAGGUGUACUACAUCCCCGCCUUCUAUCAACUAGCCUACGGGUACUCAGCAACAAAAUCCGGCGCCAUGCUUCUUCCAGUCACUUUGACGCAGACGCUUUUCAGCACUCUGGCAGGCCUCGUGGUACACAAAGUUGGGCGCUACCGCGAAUGUAUCCUGCUAGGUUGGGUGAUGUGGGCCAUAGGCAUCGGUUUGAUGUCAACGCUCGACGAGUUCUCAAGCGUGGGGAAGCAAGUUGGAUACUCGCUACUCGUUGGUGCCGGUGUUGGCAAUACAUUACAGCCGGCACUGAUCGCGAUCCAGGCCGGUGUAAGUAGAAGAGACAUGGCUGUGGUUACCUCAUUCAGGAACUUCAUACGUAAUUUCGGAAGCACUAUUGGACUUGCCAUCUCCGGGACCAUCAUUAAUAACACCCUAGCAAGUAAUAUAGCUAGCCUUGGCCUGGGAGAUGACGAGUCUCGGAAGCUUCUCGCAAAUCCACAGCAAGUGCUGUCCAGCCUACCUCAAGUCGAGGCACAAAGACUGAGGGCUGCAAUCUUGCCUGGCUACAGGAGGGCGUUCCGCAUCAUCUUCCUGGUUAUGGCGGGACUUGCGGCCGUCGCAUUCUUUGUGGCGUUCUUCUUGAUGCCACAAGUAGAAUUGAGCAGGCCUGACGAUGCCAAGUUGAAGGAGGAGGCCCGUGGAAAGGAGGACAAAAAGCCAGCCGAUGAACAUAAAACAAAGGCUUGA